Molecule: messenger RNA, 2288 nt
Organism: Eleginops maclovinus (Patagonian blennie)
Lineage: Eukaryota; Metazoa; Chordata; Actinopteri; Perciformes; Eleginopidae
Gene: aspn
Product: asporin (LRR class 1)
Exons: 8
Coding region: 274-1368 (364 amino acids)
Molecular function (GO): protein binding
Source: RefSeq, a predicted model, not a curated record
CUUCACUGAAACUCAACCUCUCACCCUAACAGCGUGGGUUUUCCGUCAGUGGGGGUGUUCUGGGGGCCGUUUUUAAAAAAAAAAUUCUAGUGAGAGGGGUGAUGCUGUUCUCCGUUCACUGGGAAUGUAUUGACUGAGGAUCCAAAGCUCAGCCUUCCAGCUGGACCCUGCUGCUGCUGCUGCUCUGCUCACUGCACGGGGUUUAAACCAGGACACAAACACCUGAGCUCUCCCUGGUCGCUCUAUCUCAGACCCGCCCUCCAAAAUAAAACCAUGAGGGUCUUUCUCCUGCUUUUCCUGCUGGCGAUGGGCAAUGCCAAACCCUACGAGCCAAUCAAUGUCAUGGAAUUCAUGAAACACUAUGAUGUCAUGAUGGCUGAUUCAGCCGAUGAAGACAGCGAAGAAGACGACGAUGAUGAUGACGACGACGAUUAUGAAGAUGAGAGCUGUCCCGCUGACUGCCGUUGCUCGCCAAGAGUAGUGCAGUGCUCCGACAAAAGUCAUAUCUCUAUUCCUGAGAAGAUUCCUGAGGACACUGUGAUACUUGACCUCCAGAACAAUUAUAUCACUGAGGUGAAGGAGAAUGACUUUAAAGGCCUCAACAAGCUUCAUGGCCUGUUUCUGAUCCACAAUAAGAUUUCCAAGAUUCACCCCAAGGCCUUCAGAAACAUGGAACACCUCAGAUUGCUGUACCUCUCCUACAACCAUCUAACUGAGAUCCCAGCAAACCUGCCGCCCAAUGUCAUCGAGCUCCGCUUCCACGAAAACAAGAUCAAUAAGAUCCAGAAGGAUGCGUUCAAAGGCCUGAGGAAACUGCAUGUGCUGGAGCUGGGCGCCAACCCUCUGGCCAACACUGGGAUUGAGUUAGGAGCUUUUAACGGCUUGUCCACUCUGUACAUCGGUAUUGCAGAGGCCAAACUAACUGCUAUACCAAAAGACUUCCCUUCUUCCAUCACAGAGAUGAGCCUGGACUACAACAAGAUCACUAAGGUGGAAAUAGAAGACUUCAUACGAUACAAAAACCUGCAGAGGCUAGGACUGGGCUUUAACCAGAUCAAGUUUGUAGAAAAUGGCAGCUUAGCCAACAUCCCGAGCAUCCGUCAGAUCCACCUGGACCACAACCGCCUGAAAAAGGUCCCACCGAACCUCGGCUCCCUGCGCUACCUCCAGGUGAUUUACCUCCACGGCAACAAAAUCAGCAGUGUGGGAGUCAACGACUUCUGUCCCAUGGAGCCCAGUUUCAAGAAGAACCUGUACACAGGCAUCAGUCUCUUUGCCAACCCUGUGAAAUACUGGGACAUCCAGCCAGCCACAUUCCGCUGUGUGAGCGGACGGAGAGGCGUUCAGCUGGGAAACUUCAGAAAGUAGUUGGGAGUACAAACAAUGCGCUCAGAGAGAACUAGUAAUAUCCUCCAAAUUAGAAAUGAGUUGAAAACAAAUCUGGAUUCUUAAAAUAAAUCAAGACAUUUAUUAAAAAGUGUUGCACAUGUAGAAAGUGUUUUUGUAGCUGAAGAUAAUAUACAGGGGGAGGAAGUUAUAACUUGCUGUACAUUAUAAUCACAUUCAACACGAGUGCCCUGCUACCUUGGUGAGGUUUCUGUGAGGGGAUUCUUACGUUUUGUCAGUCACCUUUUUCUGUGUACACUUUUCCAGGAAUAAAGCGCCUCCCUCUGGUACCAUUAGAGCUCAACAACAGAAUCUGCUGGCUUUCUAAAGGUUUUAAGCCAUUUCCUUUCAAGUUAUAAACAUUUAACAUAUCAAAUUCAAAAGUUGUUUUCUAAACCUCAAAAAAACAUACUCAUUUUCUGUCUUAUGCCAUAUCUUUGCAUACUAUAUUCAUGUAUUUUUUAAGUUAAGAUAUAUUAAUCAUCAUAGAAGAGUCACUAUAUGGCCAGAGCAUAACAUGACCCUAAAAACCACUUUCACUUUUUCUUUCCAGCAGAAGUCUGUACUGGCAUUUUUAUUGAGUGCAAUAAGACACUUUGAAGCGGUCUGUAUGUGGAUGUUUUAUAUUAUCUCGCUGCAUGUCUGUAUUGUCUUUGUUUAGAAGCUGAAUGCUUCAUGUCAGGCUGGAUCUUACAUGUGUAAGAAACCUAAAACGUCAUUUUGUUUUAUUGAACUAUAGCAAACAAGUGAACUAGAGUAAUUAAAAUGAUAAGCAGGUAAUACAAUUCCCAAGCUGAGAGCAUCUUCCUUUCAAACAGUUUGUUUCUUCCAAUGCUCCUCCUCUGAAAUGGUGCUAUAUUUAUUGAGUUUGUGAUCUAAUAAACCAGGAUACCCUCCCCUUG